Molecule: messenger RNA, 797 nt
Organism: Centruroides sculpturatus (bark scorpion)
Lineage: Eukaryota; Metazoa; Arthropoda; Arachnida; Scorpiones; Buthidae
Product: RAC serine/threonine-protein kinase-like
Exons: 7
Coding region: 81-701 (206 amino acids)
Biological process (GO): protein phosphorylation
Molecular function (GO): ATP binding; protein kinase activity
Source: RefSeq, a predicted model, not a curated record
GCGUGAUAAACAAAGAGAAAACUGCAUGGACGUCCGCAUCGAGCCAUCCUCAUAUUGUGACGUUAAUAAGCUAUUUCAAAAUGAAUACAAGUUUCUGUUUUGUCUCCUACUACGUGGACGGACAGGACUUGACAACAUAUUUACAGUACAACGAAUUUCUGGAGGAAUACGAAGCCAAAAUAUUUGCUGCUCAAGUGGCUUCGGCCAUUACGUUUAUUCAUAACAAAGGAAGAAUUCACCGGGACAUUAGCUCUAGCAACAUCAUGUUAAAUAAAACCAAAGGAGCACAGUUAAUCGAUUUCGGUCUGUGCACAUAUGAACGAAAUACCAAAGACUAUUGCGGGAGUUUGUUCUAUCUUUGUCCAAAAAUUCUUGACAAGAAACCGUACGAUGCUUACUGCGAUUGGUGGGCAUUUGGAAUCAUAUUACACCAGAUGUUAAUUGGACAAACUCCAAUGGAAAUUUAUUUGAAAAAAAUUAACAAUAUUAACAAUACGGACCCGACGUCACUUAUCGAGAUAGCCAAAAUGGCUCAAAAUGUUCAGUUGCAGUAUGCUAUGGGACUGUCGAUGAAUUGCCGUAGACAUGAUCGAGGAUCUACUACAAAAGGAUCCGAACAAACGUCUUCAAGAAGGAGACAUCAGAAUACACAGAUUUUUUUGAUGAUGUCCCUUGACCCGAAUCAGUUCACACUUGACUGAUUCAAUAUAUAAAUAUUCAAAAGAAUUGUUUUCAAAAUGAUAUUUAUUAUAUGAUUUUGUUAAUUAUAAUUAAUUACACUUUAAUUGUAUGUUUAA